AAGUGGAUAAAUAAAUAAAUACCUGCCUGCCUGCCUGCAACAAGUAAAUUACAGGCAUGAAAAUGGACGAACAAACACAAACAUCUGCAUGUGAACAUUUAUUUAGGAGUCCCUAGACAUAUUUGAACAUUGAUAAUACCCAGAGGCCCUUUAAUAAGACUAUUUAACAAAGACGGACCACUUCUAUUAAAAUGAAUAGAAGAAAUUGGAACGCCCAAUUGUCAACGGAUGUAAAAAGAACGUCCCGCCUUAUAGCUAAAAGAGCCAAUCACCUUUUAGAUAUAGACAUAGCCUGUCAAUCAACUCGAGAACGCGCAUGCGCAUUAGCUAGACAAACCGGGAAAAUAGCGUUUUUUUUUUUAGCUUAAUUUGAGGUACAAAAAACAAAACAAAAACAAAAAACAUUUAUGAUACCAGUGUUGACAGUUUUUAAUGCUGAUUUGAAAUAUGCUCUUUGAUCAUGAUCUUGACCAACCGUUUUGGAGAUUUGGGUCUUUUCCCCGUUUAAGUAGAUAGUAGUUGUACAUGUAUGCUGCUUGUUUACAUAGAAAAUAACUGCCAGAGAGCGUUCCAAGAAUGGCAUCCGAGUGGAUGUACUUGCAAAAAAUAACUUUGUUUUAAAUCAUGGGACUUCCCAUAGUUUGGUCGAUUUAAAUAUUCUGUUUCUAUUGGCUGCUUUAACCGUCACUCAGACUGCGCCGCAUCCAAUCACCGAACAGUCUUUCAAUCAUAUAAUUUUGGCGAAGGUCGGAAGAUGGCGGAAAAUUUGAAAGGUCAAGUUUGUAGGGUUGCAUGCAUUGCUACUUCACAGCAGCUAGAGACGCUCUGUCGAGAGCAGGGUGUGAUAUGCAAAGAGCUGGGCAUCAACAAACAAAAUCUGUGUGAUUAUGAGGUGGAAUACCUCUGUGACUACAAAAGAAACAUUAUCAACGAGGGGAGGAUACAAACAACACAGGAGUUAUUCUUGGUGAAAUGGAGGGGCUACCCCGAAUCCAGCAACUCAUGGGAGCCACGGAAGAACCUGAAGUGCGUAGAUCUGCUCAACCAGUUCUGGGAGGACCUGAAUGCAGAAAUGCAGAGACAGAAGAAGCGUGUCAUCCCCAAAAAGCUAGACGCCGGCACUGCGUCCCACCUCGUCCAGCGGGCAAAACUCAGGCAGACCCUUGCACUGUGGGAGGUGCACCUCAACAGCUUGGGUGCCCACAAAGGCCACAUUUACGUCAGGAACCAGAUCGACCUGGAAGGCCCACCUAAGAACUUCACCUACAUAAAUGACUAUAAAGUUGGCGAUGGGAUCAUGCUCAAUGAGGUGGCCGUGGGCUGUGAUUGCACAGACUGCCUGGGCAGCCCCGUGGACGGCUGCUGUGCUGGAGCUUCGCAGCACAAGUUUGCUUACAAUGAAUUGGGCCAGGUGCGCAUUCGGCCAGGGUUGCCCAUUUAUGAGUGCAACAAACGGUGCCGCUGUGGGCUGGACUGCCCCAACAGAGUAGUGCAGAGGGGCAUUCGGUAUUCCCUCUGCAUUUUUAGGACAGACAAUGGUAGGGGCUGGGGGGUACGAACCAUGGAACGCAUUCGCAAGAACACUUUCGUCAUGGAGUAUGUUGGGGAGAUCAUUACAACAGAGGAAGCAGAACGGAGAGGUCAUGUGUAUGAUAAAGAAGGAGCAACCUAUCUAUUUGACCUGGAUUAUGUGGACGACGAAUACACGGUGGAUGCUGCUCACUACGGAAACAUCUCCCACUUUGUCAACCACAGCUGUGACCCCAACCUCCAGGUAUAUAAUGUGUUUAUUGAUAACUUGGAUGAGCGACUGCCACGGAUAGCAUUUUUCGCCACACGUGGCAUAAAGGCAGGAGAGGAGCUCACCUUUGACUACAAAAUGAAGAUCGAUCCAGUAGAUGCCGAGAGUGAAAAGAUGGAUUCUAAUUUCAGUUUGACAGGACUUCCAGGUUCUCCUAAAAAACGUAUGCGCAUGGAGUGCAAAUGUGGGGUUGCGACAUGCAGAAAGUACCUUUUUUAGAGGUUGUGGCCACACGGAGUCAAGAUCAGGCUAAUAAGUCACUGCAAGAAGAUCAUAUGUUGAAAACAUCUAUGGUGUGGCAAAUGUUUCGGGAGGUAUUUUGAAGUACCUCAUUGAAUUUUAAGUAUUUUGUCUUUUCAUUUUUGUUAUUUUUUUUAUUAUUGUUUCCCCAAGAUCAACUUAAGCUUUUCAUUCAAAGAGUGAAGAAAUCUUAAUUUUAUAUAAACUGUUAAUUGUCAGUCAGUUAAAAAAAAAAAACAAUAUUUGCCCUAAUGCGCAAAUGUUGUUACACCAUGGGAACCUUAUGGGACAUUUUACAUGUACAGAUGUUUGUAUUUUUUCUUUUUUUCUCAAAAUUGUUAUAAAUGUACAAUUUAUCGGUUUUGAGUAGAUGGAUUGUCCUGUUUUUAUUUUUAAUUAUUUUUCCUUUUAACAAUCUUUUGUAGCAUUUUUUUUUUUUUUUUUUACGUUUGUAGCACUGUUUUUAACAAGUAUCUUUAUUUGGUGCCUGGCCAGUGUAAAAUAUUAAUGCUUUAAAAUGCCCUUUACUUAAAGGAAUAGUUCACCCAUGAAAAUGAAAAUUCUCUCAUCAUUUACUCACCCUCAUGGCAUCCCAGAUGUGUAUGACUUUCUUUCUUCUGCAGAAUAUAAAUGAAGAUUUUUAUUUCCGGUCUGUAGGUCCAUACAAUGCAAGUGAAUAAGUGCCAAAAUUUUGACGCCCCAAAAAGCACAUAGAGGCAUGAUAAAAGUAAUCCAUUCGACUCCAGUGUUUUAAUCCAUAUCUUCAGAAGUGAUAUAAUAGGUGUGGGUGAGAAACAGAUCAGUAUUUAAGUCCUUUUUUUUUUUUUUUUUUUUUUUUUUGCCAGAAAUUCUUCUCCCUGCCCAGUAGGGGGCGAUAUGCAUGAAGAUUUUGAAUCGCCAAAAACACAAGAAGAAUGUGAAAGUUAAAGUGGAGAUUGAGCAGGGAGGAGAAUUUAUAGUAAAAAAAAAAAGGAACUAAAUAUUGUUCUGUUUCUCUCACACACACACCUAUCAUAUCACUUCUGAAGACUGAUUUAACCAUUCAACUUUUAUGCUGACUCCUAAAAAUCUUCAUUUGAGUUCAGCAGAAGAGAGAAAGUCAUACACAUCUGGGAUGGCAUGAGGGUGAGUAAAUCAUGAGAGAAUUUUCAUUUUGGGGUGAACCUUCCCUUUAAAGCAUAUAAUGAUUUUGUCAUGAAAUAUUCACCAGGGGGUUAAAUUGCACAGAGAGGCAAAAUUGUCGGACUGAGGAAAGGUGGACCAACACGAGUUGCAGUCUUUUAUGCAUACAUAAUGUUGUCUUUAUGUAUUUUAUUUGUAUAUAGUCUAACAAUCCAUGUGUCAAAAUAUAUUAAUUUUACUAUCAAUUUGGUCUUUCAGAGGCUGUUUUUGAGAGCUGGACAUUAAACAACAGGAUGUAUGAAUAAGCGGAAGAGCUUGAAUGCUGUUUUUUACAGAUCUAUCUACUACUAUACAGGUGGUUUUCAGAACAGGACAGCGCAACUUUGGGAUGUUGAGUUAGGUUCAUGUGAUAGGACAGUCUCAGGAACAUUUCACUAUUAAAUUCACAGAAAUGUCAUCUUCAUAAACGAAACAAAGAGUAAAACAAAAUCUGUGCAUAUGUAUAUAUUUAAAGUUUACCACUUGUUAUUUUUGUUAGUUUUGUAUUGGGGAAAAAAAUCUAGUUGCCUUGAUGUUGUCACAUGAUCUCACAUUUAUGUCAGAGCAUACCCAUGCAUGUUCAACAUAAACAUGAGAACAUGUUUGGGGUCCUUGGUUAUUAAAUCAUAUCAUGAGUUCCAUUGCGCUGUGAAUAUUGUUUGUAUAACGUCAAUACAAAAGUUUAAAUCAUUUUGAUGAAUCAUCCUAAUAUGUGAAAGGAUGUACACUAAAAAGACAAAUAAAUUAAUCAAGCUCAUAGAUUUUUAUUUUUACUUUGCCAGUGAAAAGCUACAAUGGGGGUGUUUUUUGUUUUUUUUUCUUUUAAGCUCAAAAAGUGAACAUGUUUUGGCUGUCAAGCAUUACAUCUGUCCACAUCUUUGUGUACUUGUUUUGGUUACCCAUCCUUACAUUAAUUCAGUAAUAAAAGAGUGACACUACUU
Myxocyprinus asiaticus (Chinese sucker) is the source of this 4143-nucleotide messenger RNA. RefSeq names its product histone-lysine N-methyltransferase SUV39H1-like. Bases 755 to 2020 code for a protein of 421 amino acids. Gene Ontology annotation, cellular component: nucleus. The record is from RefSeq and is a predicted model, not a curated record. Gene Ontology annotation, molecular function: protein binding; zinc ion binding; histone H3K9 methyltransferase activity. The transcript has 6 exons. Lineage: Eukaryota; Metazoa; Chordata; Actinopteri; Cypriniformes; Catostomidae.